Vombatus ursinus (common wombat) is the source of this 732-nucleotide messenger RNA. RefSeq names its product tetraspanin 16 (gene TSPAN16). Gene Ontology annotation, cellular component: membrane. The coding region runs from base 1 to 732 and encodes 243 amino acids. The transcript has 7 exons. The record is from RefSeq and is a predicted model, not a curated record. NCBI's taxonomy places the organism in Eukaryota, Metazoa, Chordata, Mammalia, Diprotodontia, Vombatidae.
AUGGCUCUUUUUGCUCUCCUAAAAAGCCUGAUGUUUCUUUUUAACAGCAUCAUAUUUUUUGGGGGAUUGGGACUACUGGGCAUUGGUUUGUGUUUGAAAAUGGAUGGAAGCUCCUUUACUGAUUUUCUGGGGGCUACAAUUUCACCGUUCACCCAGCUGCUGGUUGUCAGAUAUUUCUGCAUCGUCAUUGGCAGCAUCCUUUUGUUCCUGGGAAUCCUGGGCUGCUGGGGAGCCAUAAGGGAAAAUAAGAGCCUGUUGCUGCUGUUCUUCAUCAUCAUAUUGAUCAUCUUCCUGGUCAAGAUGGCGAGUGCUAUGAUCAUCCUGGUCGUCUCCUCAACUGCAAAUGUGCUCUUCGCAAACAUUGAUUCUUGGGCAGUCAGUACACUACAAGGGUCCUAUGACAAGGAAGAAGAAAUCACAGUAAUGUGGAAUACCACCAUGAAGGAGCUGCACUGCUGUGGAUUCCACAACUAUACUGAUUUCAACAGCUCUACAUACCAGAAUCAAAGUGGCGGCUACUAUCCUGUCUUUUGCUGCAAAGAAAAUUCACCUUGCCAGGAGUCUGGCAUUGCUAAAGACAAGAAGGGAUGCUUACAUAAACUGAAGGAGUCCCUGGAAAAGAAUGGAAAGUUGAUUGGAGGUGUUGGGUUGGGAAUUUCAAUCUUUGAGGUGGCAGCCAUGGUGGUUUCCAUGAUCUUAUUUUUCAAAAUUGACGACAUUUCAUACAACUGA